Molecule: messenger RNA, 7036 nt
Organism: Eriocheir sinensis (Chinese mitten crab)
Lineage: Eukaryota; Metazoa; Arthropoda; Malacostraca; Decapoda; Varunidae
Product: sodium-dependent neutral amino acid transporter B(0)AT3-like
Exons: 19
Coding region: 317-2533 (738 amino acids)
Biological process (GO): sodium ion transmembrane transport
Cellular component (GO): plasma membrane
Source: RefSeq, a predicted model, not a curated record
GGGCGCUGCCGCUGCCGGGGCCCAGAUCAGCUGACGGACUCCUCCAGCAAACGUUCCUUGACCCACAAACAGUACAGAUACACCAGUAGAUAACUAAUAAAUUGUUGUGAAUUCAGCGCCUCGUCACCUGGAUAUAUCCUGCCGUCUGGCACCAAGAUGCUGCUCAAAUACAAGGGCCUUGUCCGUCGACUAUGAAUCUCUGUGGGUGGGUUCAACAUUCACAACUCUACUUUUACAGAGACAGCAGGAUGCACAAGGGAUAAGCGGGCGGAGGUGAGAAGAGGACAGCAGCCGCAGCGCCGCGCAGCCCGGCACCAUGGCCAACGCGGGUCACUUAGUGAGGCGCACUUCCCAGCGGGAGAUGGUGGUGCCGCAGAAGAGCCUCGAGAGAAUUGAGAUGCGCGACAUGCGGAACCGCCUCGUGCAGGAGAACGGCGGCCCCUCCUAUGGCACCACCAACCAGGCCUUCGAGGACCCACAGAGGAGACAAAGUGUGAAGAAAAGGACCACCAGUGUGACCAUCCCUGAGGAAGCCAUACAGAGCCCCACCCGCUCCGAGAAAGAGUUGGAAGCCCUCGAUGAGCCCCCGCCCGGAGACGCCAUCCAGCCCAGCGUGGCCGCCAAGCCCGGGGACGGCGCCGUCGAUGAUCGGGAAUCGUGGGACUCGAAGUGGCAGUACCUGCUGGCCGUGAUCGGGUACGCGGUGGGCCUCGGCUCGGUGUGGCGCUUCCCCUACCUCUGCCAGAAGAACGGCGGCGGCGCCUUCCUCUUCCCGUACUUGAUCAUGCUGGCCGUGGAGGGCAUCCCGGUGUUCUACCUGGAGCUGGCCGUCGGGCAGCGCCUCAGGAAGGGUGCCAUAGGUGUCUGGAACCAAGUAUCGCCCUACUGCGGGGGUAUAGGAGUAGCGUCCGCCUUCGUGUCCUUCAACGUGGCUCUCUACUACAACACUAUCAUCGCCUGGUGCCUCUACUACCUCGCUGGGAGCUUUCGCAGCCCCUUGCCGUGGACGGAAUGCCCCAAAACUUACUACAACAACGGGUCGUACAAAGACGUGAAGGAAUGUGCGAAGAGCAGCCCGACAGAGUAUUUCUGGUACAGAGAAACGCUAGAGAUCUCGCCGGACAUCAACCACCCCGAGAGGUUCAACUGGAAGAUCGCUAUUUGCCUCCUCGUGGCCUGGGUCCUCACCUACCUCUGUAUGGCUAAAGGCAUCGCAUCCUCCGGCAAGGUUGUAUACGUGACGGCCCCCUUCCCCUACCUGGUUCUCGUCAUCUUCUUCGUACGCGGCAUCACACUACCCGGCAUGGAGGACGGACUCAAGCAUCUCUUUACCCCCGACUGGACGAAAAUCCUGGACCCGACGGUAUGGCUAGAAGCGGGGACUCAGAUAUUCUUCUCGCUGGGUCUGGCCUUCGGUGGUCUGAUCGCCUUCUCCUCCUACAACCCUGUCCACAACAACUGUUUCCGGGACGCUGUGGUCUGCGGUCUGAUCAACUGUUUUACGGCCAUUUUCGCCGCUGUCGUCGUCUUCUCUGUGUUAGGGUUCAAGGCACACAUGGAGUACGAGGAAUGCGUGACGAACAACGCAAACAUCCUGAUGGAGCGGUUCAACACGACGGAGGUGACGUGGCUGGACCCCAAAACCGUCCUGCUGACCGACGGCACCAAUGUGACCAUCCCGGAGCUCGAGAAAUGCGACCUCCAGGAGACAUUAAAGAACUCAGCCUCAGGGACGGGCCUCGCCUUCAUCGUGUUCACGGAGGCCAUCAACCAGUUCCCGUGGGCGCCCCUUUGGUCCGUGCUCUUCUUCCUCAUGCUCUUCACCCUCGGCAUUGACUCGGAGUUCGGCACACUGGAGGGCGUCAUCACCUCCAUCGUGGACCUCAAGGUGUUCCCCAACAUCCGCAAGGAGAUUCUGACAGCCCUUGUGUGCGGGAUAUGUUGCCUGAUCAGUAUGGCCUUCGCUCACGGGGCAGGAAACUACGUGUUCAUCCUCUUCGACGACUUCUCCGGCAACUUCCCGCUCCUGAUUGUGGCUUUCUUCGAGUGUGUCUCCGUCUCCUUCGUCUACGGCCUUCGCAGGUUCAGUGACGACAUCGAGCUCAUGAUUGGCAGCAGACCUAAUUGUUUCUUCCUCAUCUGCUGGAAAUAUGUGUCUCCUGCCGUCAUGCUUACCAUCCUUGUAGCCUCCAUCGUCAAGCAGGUGAGGAGCGGCUCGGGCUACAUGGCCUGGGACGCCAGCGAGGGCAAGAUCGUGUUCGAGCAGUGGCCGGACUGGGCGUGGGCGGUGGUGGCGGUGCUGGUGCUCAUCUCCGCCCUCUGGAUCCCGCUCAUCGCCUUCACCAGGUGUUGCGGCAUACACGUGAUACAGGACGAAGAGCCGGCGUGGUUCCCCGCUGAAGAGCUGAGGGAAUACUACGCCGUCGUGCCCCACAAAGUGUCACAAGUGGAGCGGAAGCUGUUCUGCAUCCACGAGGACGGCAGUGAAGGCCUCUGCUGCCCCAUAGGCGGGCCGCCCCAGGAAAGCGUCUAGACUCUGCAGGGUGACGAGGCCGCAACACCUGAUGGGCUCUCGUCAGUCACCCCACGAGGCCGCCAUACUAGAGAAAGGAAUCUUAUCUGUGGAAAUAGAAGCGAGUAGGAAAUCGUCGACAGGUGGUUGGCGAGAAUGAGGUUUGGUUGCAACACAGUCCACUUCCCGUGCGAGCCUUUCCCAAGCUUGUUCAACUAUAAUUGCAUAAUACUCAGGCAAAGCUCUAGGCUUUGUUCCUUGGUUGGCUUUCCUCCCUGAUCUCCGAUUUUCAUGAGUUGCCACCCUCGCGAGGAGGUCAGGAUCUGUUCCUAGACAACGCCUGCCCAGCACACGCCUUCGUCAAUCGGCCACUCCCACCGUGGGGAUCAUCAAAAUUAUCGCCACCUUUUUUUCGCCCCUCUAGAUGUGUCAAAUAUUGCAUAUAAUUUUGAAAUUUCUAUAGUUCUGGUAGACCUAUAUGCACAAUACUUUCCAAGCGGCGACGACAUACACGGGUAAAGAUCAGUAUUAGGAACAGGCACGUUCAGGUAGCGCGUACACAUGGAAGGAAGGGCCCGGCUACCUGUGGGCCAGGGGUUUGUCACCAGCAGCGAGGGUGCAAUUAUAAUGUGCAUGGCCACACUUCAGUAUCACAUUGUGGGUGAAUGCUCAGUGCCGUGCACCCAGGCAAGAGUCAAGGAUACCACAAUGUGGGUGGGAAAAGCGUGAUGGUGGGCGCGAAGGCAGCCUUGCUACCACCCCUGCUCCGCGGCCUCCACGGAAUCAGACACCAACCCUGUGUCGGUCAAUGAUGGGACAACGAGGAUCCUCACCAUUGUUCGAUGCAUUUAACAUUAAAAUAUCACUGAAUACAACAUCGCCGCCACUACACUGCCAUAAGAUCUGCAGCAGCCCUCUUUCAACCACUCAAAAUAUGUCCUCCAAAAUUUCUUUGGGGGAAUUAUUACACAAUGUCAAGUAGGUAUCUAACAAAUUCCUUAGUUUAUAAAAGUUAUUCGGAGCUGUGAUCACCUGUUAUUCAGUUAAUUGAAAGAUUAUAAUAUAAGCCUUAAUUUCUAAGAAAUUGGAUUCAUUUUUACCUGGUAAUAAACCAUUGUUCUCGCAAUAUUCAUAUAAAACAAUUAUUAUCACUGUUAUCAUUGAAAUCCAUGAAAGGCCAUCGAAGGAAAAUUAAAGACACCCAACACAGCUCCUUCCAUGAGCAGACAUGGAUAUGAAAAAAAAUGUCAGUAGGCUAAGGAAAAAAGAAUAAAAAAGGGGAAGAACAAAAAUAAUACCAAUUGAGUUAAAAGGUGGGUGUUGAUUUUUCCUUUAAACUUAUCAUGUCAACAUGGGAAUCAAUCCCAUCUGGGAUCACAUUCCACAAUUCAAUCAAAUUGGGGAAAAAUGAAAGGGAAAAUUGGUUAAUUGGGCAUGAAAAAAUGGUUGAAGAGAACGCUCAGUGGAUUGUAAAUAAUGGCGUGUGUGGCGGGCAGGCUGAAAUGGUGCCGUUAAGUGAAGAGGCUGCUCAUCAUUAUCAAAAAUCUUAAAAACAAAGUCAACGCACCAACAACCGCAAUAUCCAUCGAUUCUGAGCUACUGAUCCUAGAACACAGAUUUAAUGCUGAAAAUUACUAAUUUAUUCACUUGGUAGAAGUUACAAGAAGACUCCAGAAGUUCAGCGAGUGUUCUGGUGGCCUUACCCCGUCACCGUAACGCCAACACUCUCCUCAAGCAACACAGCCUCGGCGGCGGAGCACCGAGACGUCCUUAACGCACAUAAUCAUUGUAUAAUGAGGGGCACAAGAAACGGACAAAAACUCGAGUAACGAGGUCCAAGGUUAUACAGGCAUGGCAAGGUCAUGUCGGGGCCUCGAGGAGUGAGAAGCCCAGGUCACUCCUGCCGUGAUGGAGGCGCCGGGGGGGGGGGGGGGGGGCAGAGCUGCCUCACGCCGGCUCGCCGCCACCACACAUGAAUCCCUAAGUUAAAAGUGCCUCUUAUUGUUUGUUUGAUUGUUAUUAAUAACAGUUAAUUACAGCUGGUUGCCAAAAUGUGUUAAAGUGAUUGUUAAAUACUUUUAAAAUCCUCUCAAUGUUUCAUAAAUGUUAACAAGAAGCGAUAUAUCUGUGUCUGUGUAUAGCGGGAGUGCAGUAGGUGUAGCGCGAGUAGUGCAGCGGGCGGGGCAGGCGGCGGCAGCUGUGCUCAGAGCCUUGUCCCAGCUGACGCAUCAGGUCCAAAAGUUAGCUUACUUACAAAUGCAAGAGACAGAUGAUCACUAUAUCUAAGUUUCCUAAAAGUUUCAAAUUUGAUUUUCAAGUUACAAAUAGACUGCUUCCGUAUAAAUAAUGUAUAUACAAUAUACAUAUAUACAUAAAUACCUACAAGCAGACAUACACACACACGCACAAGUACACGCACAUCACCGUUCUUUGGUCAUGAAGCAGCUACCAUACUGCACCUGAAGGCUAGCAAUCAGUAGCUUUCCUUGUAAAUACCAACUCAACUCUGAGCCACAAGUCACCUGUGGCUGCGUCCUGUUGCACCCUUCCGGGAGGUGAGGCGCCUAGCUUGUGGGCGUGGUGGGUCAGUCCGUAGGUCUGCAAUAAACUAAUUUCUAAGGCAUCACUGUCUGUAUGCAAGUGUUUGUGCAUUAAUUAGUGGGGCGCCACGGCCCGCGACCCCGUCAUAGUGUACACCCAGGGCCUGAGUUACCUUAGUUUUUGUGUUACUAAACCCCUCCUCCUCCUCCUCCUCCUUCCGAAGACAUGAGAGAGAGAGAGAGAGAGAGACCAUCCGUCUCCACUCCACCUGGGAAUCGAACCCGCGAUCUCACAUUUCUGAGGCGAGCAUACUUGCUACUUCACUACGAAGCUCCGUCUGUGUGUGUGUGUGUGUGUGCUGUCCGAACAUGUGCUAGAAUCGCGAUCCAAUGCCAGUAUCCUUCCCGAAAGAACUUUGAACUCUGGUGACGGAUCUCUGGGUACAAUAGUAACAUCAAAUCACACCAGAAGACAGCCGGGCAGCGGGGAACACUCAUCAACUGGCUCCCCGUGCUCAUUCACGGUGGGGCAAACGUGGAGCACGAAUUAAAGAGUUCCUCUCAACUCCGCCAGGGAAUCAAACCCGGAACGGGACCUCACUGGUGUGAAGUGAGCGUGCUAACCACAGCAUUACGCGUGCACGCGCGUGCGUACUUGCGUGCGUGCGUACUUGCGUGAGUGUGUACGUGCCUGCGUGAGUGUGUACGUACGUGCGUGCGUGAAUACCUGCGUGCGAGCGUCCCUGCAUGCAUGCAUGCGUACGUGUGUGUGUGUGUGUGUGUGUGAGAGAGAGAGAGAGAGAGAGAGAGAGAGAGAGAGAGAGAGAGAGAGAGAGAGAGAGUCACACCAGUAGGCCCCACGAUGAGCAGCAGCAGCAGCAGCAGCCACCAGUCAGGGAGCUCACCCACUCAACAAGUACAAAACGAUCGUCCUCGGCCCAGAGGCUCCAGCUUCCCAGCGGCAGCCUGAUAAAUCUAAAAAUGCAUCUGGCUGGCUGACUGCCUGACUGCCUGACUAGAGGAAAAUGAUGGAGGGGAGGAGGACAGCUUGUUUCUUUUAUUUAAGCAACUCAAACUUUUAAACACGAUUAGAUUUCGUUUACAUCAAUACUCGUUUAGUUGUGUCACUUGGGCGAGUAGCCAUACCAGCGUUACUUUGGAGAAGACUGAGUUUCAUGAGCCGAGUGAGGGCGCCAUAGAGUACCAGGCCAGCAGCAAAGUUCUGGGACGCGUCAACAACAACAGCCAGGAUCAACAAACAUCUAGGAGCAAAAUUCGACAGCCUGUGAUAUUAUAAUAUAUUUUAUGCUGGAACUUUUUCUAUUGAUUAUAUUUUUUUAAUACGAAAUCGUGUUCUUCCAUGAAACUUCCACAAAUCUUCCAUGUUAUUUAUAGUGCAGGGCAGCGGGGCUCGGCUCCUGGCGAUGGAGUCCCUCAUUGCGACAACGGUCAGGCUGGCGAGGAAUUGAACAUUCACUUCAGUUUUCCUUGCACUAGUUAGAUUACCCUCGCGCAGGUCCGCAUAUUAAGUCCGUAUUUUUUUCAGAGUUUUCUCGAAAAGUUUAGAAUGGAUGCAGCUUUAACUUAAACUACAAAUAAAAUUAAAUAAUGCUGUAAAUACAAUGUUGACCAUACGGUAAGAUGAACGAAAGCUUGUCUUGCCCUUCCCCCCACUCUCUCUCUCUCUCUCUCUCUCUCUCUCUCUCUCUCUCUCUCUCUCUCUCUCUCUCUCUCUCUCUCUCUCUCUCUCCUGUGGUUUAUCCUCCCCUGAAACAGUCGUAGAGGCUGCACAAUAUCGGUACUCAGUAAGUAACCAUCUCCGCUUAGGAAGAAAACUAUGCGCCAGAGAGUAUUCUUUUUGCUUUUCUAGUGGAGGUGAACACGAGUGUCGCGGGUUCUCCAAUAUAAAGUUGUUCCCCGACAUCUAGCAGAGACGAUCCAGUGAGACGUGUUAUUGUUUAGACCAAUAAAAUUUCUGAUAGAG